This is a messenger RNA of Panonychus citri (citrus red mite), 2780 nucleotides long. It is a transcript of the gene mei-9, whose product is annotated as DNA repair endonuclease XPF-like. The record is from RefSeq and is a predicted model, not a curated record. Gene Ontology annotation, biological process: nucleotide-excision repair involved in interstrand cross-link repair; resolution of meiotic recombination intermediates; double-strand break repair via homologous recombination. Gene Ontology annotation, molecular function: single-stranded DNA binding; single-stranded DNA endonuclease activity; damaged DNA binding. Lineage: Eukaryota; Metazoa; Arthropoda; Arachnida; Trombidiformes; Tetranychidae. Gene Ontology annotation, cellular component: nucleotide-excision repair factor 1 complex. The transcript is spliced from 2 exons. Bases 151 to 2721 code for a protein of 856 amino acids.
AGGCUUCAAGUUGUCAUCUUUUUGUUUACAAUUAAUUGUUGAUUAUUUUUAAUUGUUUGUGUCUUGAGAUUUUUGUGAAUGUGAUUUAUUUUUGUACCGUUUAAUUGAUUUUUUGUUAGGUUUUAUGGUGUUGUGAUUAAUUAAAUUUGGAUGAACAAGAUGCCGAUUCUAUUGGAGUUUGAAAAGGAGAUGUUGGAAAAUCUUUUGGAAGAUGAUUGUUUAAUGAUCACUUCUAGAGGUUUACCUCUUGAAAGGGUGGCUAGUGAAUUUAUAAGAACUUAUAAUUUACCUUCUAAUCUGAUAUUUGUUAUAAAUGCUUCAAACAAGGAGACCAAUUUCAUCAUGACAUCGUUAACAAUUGGGUCAAAGGCGGAAGAUUAUCACCCGAGAUCUGUUACUUCAGAGUAUUCAGUUAAUGAAAGGAAAAAACUUUACUUGGAUGGAGGGAUUAUAUUUAUCACAUCGAGAAUUUUGGUGGUUGAUAUGUUGUUGGAUCGAAUUCCUCUUGAACUAGUCACUGGUCUACUCGUUUUCAAAGCUCACAAGAUAGAAGAUGAAUGUCAGGAAGCCUUUAUUCUCAGGUUAUUCCGAAUGAAGAAUAAAACUGGUUUCAUUAAAGGAUUUUCUAAUAUUCCUUCGGCUUUCGUCGGUGGUUUCAAUCGAGUCGAUCGUAUCUUAAGGUUCCUUUUCUGUAAAAAGUUAUACCUUUGGCCUCGAUUUCAUGCAUCCAUCAAUCAAUCGCUUGAAAGUCGAGCUAAACCCGAGGUUAUUGAAAUAAGACUUUCGCUAAGUGAAAAGAUGAAGAACAUUCAAUUUGCUAUCAUGGAUCUGAUCUCAAUGUGUCUCAAGGAAAUAGGGAAAGCUAAUGUUUCUUUGGUUGUGGAUAUCGAUGAAUUAAAUGCUGAGAAUGCCCUGAGUCCUGGGUUUGAUAAAUAUCUUCGUAAACAAUUUGAUCCAGUUUGGCAUCAACUUAGUUAUCGAACGAAAAAAUUACUUGAUGAUCUGAAACUAUUGGCAGGUCUACUUUUAUCUCUCACUGAUGACGAUUGUAUCACUUUCUAUAAGAUUAUCAAGUCAAUACGUGAUAGUAUCAAAAUCGAUGCUAAAGUUUCAGAUUGGAUAUUCUGGGAACCUGCAGAGGUGCUUUUCGUUAGCUCAAAGGAACGUGUUGUUGAUUUUGUACAAAAUGCUAGUGAUCAACAUAUCGAAAUGAAUGGAAAAUGGGCUUCAUAUGUGGAAAUUGUCGAUGAGAUUAAUUUAGAAAUACGAAACAAAGAGUCUGAUACUCAUGUGAUGAUCGUUGUAAAUGAUGAUAGAACUAUUCUAAAGUUACAAGAUGUUCUCGAUAAAGGACCUAAAGCAGUUCUAAAUGAAAUUUAUAUCAAAAGUAAAUCGAUUCUUGGAGAUAUAGUUCGACCUGAAACAUCUAAACGAGAAGAAACUAUGGAAGCACCAAGUAAACGCCGACGAACCAUCGAAUUAGAUCCAAGUAUUGUAACAUUAACUCAGAUUGUCCGUCAUUAUGAUAACUACGAAAAGGAGACCAACAAAACGAAUGGACAACUUCAUUUACAUUAUCACGCUCUCUCUGAGGGAUAUUUACGGUUUCAAGAGCAGUUAAUUCAGUUUGAACCUGAAUUUUUUAUUCUCUAUGAUCCAGAUAUGGGAACAAUCAGGCAAAUAGAGAUUUAUCAAGCCUCUAAAAUGUCCCCCGACCAGGCCAAAGUUUAUUUCUUCAUGUUCGACGGAUCCUCAGAGGAGCAAAAAUAUCUGACAAGUUUACGAAAGGAAAAGGAAGCAUUUGAAAGUCUAAUUAAAGCAAAAGCAUCAAUGGUUGUUCCAGAAAAUAGAGAUGGUAAAUCAGGUGACAAUCCUGAUUUAAUUCGUGAACCAUUAUUUACUCAAGAAGUGUCCACUCGUCAAGCCGGAGGUCAAGUUGGUCAAGAAAUUAAACAAUUGAUUAUCGUUGAUAUGAGAGAGUUUAGAUCUAGUUUACCCUCUCUAAUUCAUAAAAGAGGAAUUGACAUUGAACCAGUAACCAUAGAAAUCGGUGAUUAUAUUUUAACUCCAGAAACUUGUGUUGAACGUAAAUCGAUAUCCGAUUUAAUUGGUUCCCUUAACAAUGGGCGUUUAUACAAUCAAUGUAGUGCAAUGACCCGUCACUAUAAACGAUCAAUUAUCCUAAUUGAGUUUGACCAGAAUAAAUCAUUUAACUUCAAAGGUAAAUACUGGGGAUUGGGUUCGAGGCGAUCAGAUUCUGAUAAUCUCGAUGUGAUGGCUAAACUGGUCCUAUUAACGCUACACUUUCCCGUUGUCCGAAUCAUUUGGUCACCAUCGCCACACUUUUCAGCGGAGGUGUUUGAAUACCUCAAACAGGAUAAAGAACAGCCAUCGGCUGAGAAAGCGAUAUCAAUUUCUCAAGAGCAACUUCCAGCCGAACACUUUUUAGACAAAUAUGAUGUAGCCGCUAAAAAUUUGCUCCUCAAUUUACCAGGGGUCAAUUUGUAUAAUGUUUACGCGAUAAUGAAUAAGGUUAAAUGUUUCGCUGACCUUAUUGACCUCACCAAAGAUGAACUAAAUCAAGUGUUACACUCACAAACAAAUACCAAUGCUUUGUAUGAUUGUCUUCAUUCAAAUUUAAUCACUUCUUGUGUUAAUGAUCAACUUGAAUUGGCUCGAGGGGCUAAGAAAAGUGUCUUCAAGAAAAUCAAGAAAAAGUGAUUAUUUUUUAAUCUUUAAUUGUCAUUUAAUCAAAAAUAAACUCACAGUUUUAAAACUUA